AUGUAUAAUUCUGGGCAACCUUCGAGCUCAACGCUGAACGCGAACGACAUGGAUAUUGGAACCGCGGAUCUGAAUAGCAUGGUUGGUGUUACUGCGGACUCCACUGACUCCAACAUGGACGAUAUUGUGCCUAGCAUUCACCUGGCAGAAGGAGAGUUGACAUCGGAGCUGUUCAACGACCUUUUGACCAACAAGGGCGACACCUGGCUUUGAAACAGCGAAUCCAGUAAAGAAAAAAAACCGAGGAAGCGAAAAACACACGCCGUUCUUGUCUCUCUGUCUCUCAAAUAAAAAAAGGAAUGAAGAAAAGAAGGAAAGGAAAGGAAAGAAGCUCCGAAACUGUCUCCAAAUAUUUUUUGCCAAGAUUCUUUUUACUUCUCGCGUCUUCUCAAACAUCUGUUCGUUUUUUCUUUUUUACACUCUUCUCAAAUGUUUUUUUUUCUUUCGUCCAUCACUGAUUCCUCUCUCUCUCUCAAAUGUUGUUUUUCUGCGGAAGAGGAGGAAAAUUGUAAAUAGCAGAUUUUUUUUUUGUGUUUCUUGUGUUGAGUAGCCGCGGUUUUUUGACUAUUCUCCUCAGCGAGACACGACAAUGUGCCAAUAAUUGCUGGGUUUUGUUUGAUUGUUUUUUUUUUUGGAGGGGGAAAAUUUCAAGGAUUGGCGAGUUGUAAAUAGAUCCGUUGUUCAGAAAAUUGUUCCUUCUUCGGUGGAGAAAAUUGUUUUUUUUUUUCGUGGCUUUUCUUUCUGUUUCGAGCAAUUCAAAAAGAAAAAAACAAAAAGAAAACAGAGAUCGGAAGGAAGGGGAAAAAAUCUUUCGCCUUAAUUUUCGGUUCACUUUUUUGAGCAGGUUAUAUAUUUUUUUAGCUUUCUUUCUGGACGGGAUUUUUCUCUCUUCUCGGCGAAAUUGAGAGGAAAACAAAAGAAGAAAAAAAGCAAAGAAGAAGGUUUUUUUUUGUUAUGGUUUUUCAUGAAAAAAAAAGCCUGGGUUUAUUAUUAUUCAAGGAAGAACCCGUUCCCCGGACUUUGCGAAAGUAAAGUGCCUUUUUUUUAUCAGUUGGGGUUUGAACGGGAUUUCUUCCUGAGGUAUCUUCAAAAACAAAACAAAAAAAGCGUUUGACGUUUUUUCUCGGUACCGAUUGAAUUUUUAUUUUAUUUUUUUUCUGCCGGAGUUCCGAGUGCCAUUUUUUUGAGAGAAGGGGAUGUUAUAUUGUUUUUUGCUGAGAGAGAAAAAAAGGCGAAAAACCCUCUUUUUUUAUUUGGUGAAUUUCAUGAAUAUCCCAGCUCUGUUCUUUGUUUUUUUCACAUCAUGACGGGAGAACGAGGAAAUGCAAAUGAUUUAAAGAGAAAUAGA
Notodromas monacha is the source of this 1348-nucleotide messenger RNA. NCBI's taxonomy places the organism in Eukaryota, Metazoa, Arthropoda, Ostracoda, Podocopida, Cyprididae. The record is from the annotation of a GenBank genome assembly.